Messenger RNA from Paramuricea clavata, 609 nucleotides. The record is from the annotation of a GenBank genome assembly. Lineage: Eukaryota; Metazoa; Cnidaria; Anthozoa; Malacalcyonacea; Plexauridae.
AUGUCAUACUUGGGAGUCACUUUUAAUGAUGAUUUGAAGUGGUCCAAUCAUGUCUCUACUAUCUCUAGUAAAGCAAGCAGAGUCUUAGGAAUGAUGAAAAGAAAUUUUUGGAACUGCCCUAAAAAAGUGAAAGAAAUUGCAUACACGGCAAUUGUAUGCCCAAAACUUGAAUACGUAUGUGCUGCUUGGGAUCCCUAUCUUCAAAAGGACAUCGCUUCUCUUGAGAGAGUUCAGAGAAAAGCAGCACGGUUUUGUAGCAACAAUUAUCAUCCCACAGCCAGUGUCACAGAUAUGCUACACGAGUUAGGAUGGACCACCUUGGAGCUAAGAAGAACAAUGACUCGGCUAGCCUUGUUAUAUAAGAUGAGCCGAGGGCAAAUCGAUGUCGACACCGAGACUCAUCUGAAUCCAAACACCGAACUUAGAACUUGCGCAAGCCAUCAAUAUAGAUAUAUACAAGACAAAGCCACAAAGAACACGUACUUUUAUUCUUUUUUCCCUAGAACUAUAAGGCAUUGGAAUAGUCUACCAGCAGAGAUUGCUGAGUUAAAUUCCUUUGAACUUUUCAAGUCUGAACUAUUAGAAUACCUAGUUGACAAUCAGGACUAA